This is a messenger RNA of Cucumis sativus (cucumber), 2051 nucleotides long. Its product is annotated as pentatricopeptide repeat-containing protein At3g22470, mitochondrial. Gene Ontology annotation, molecular function: protein binding. The coding region runs from base 94 to 1839 and encodes 581 amino acids. Lineage: Eukaryota; Viridiplantae; Streptophyta; Magnoliopsida; Cucurbitales; Cucurbitaceae. The transcript has 2 exons. The record is from RefSeq and is a predicted model, not a curated record.
UUGAUUUAUGAUCAUAUUUUGGAGGGAUCCUUACGGGCGUUGUUAAUUUUGGGCCAACAACUCUGAGAAGGUGAGAAUGGAGGUAUUCCAUGGAUGAAUGUCAUCCCUCUUUUUACAUCAGAAGGAGGUGUUAGGUCACGGAAGAAAGACUCAAUCACUCUCCCAAACCCAAACAUUUCUAACCUCUCUUCUCAAAAUCUGAAAUCGAAUACUUUCUCUCAUCAAUCAAACAUGGCUUCAACUUCAAACACUGUACCUUCUGCUUCUUCCAUUCGUAACUCUAACCUCUCCUCUCUAUUUACUCACUCCUCAGCAAUUCCAUCACCAAAUCCCCAAAUUGCUUUCUUCCUACGCCAUUGCAAGACAGGUAACGUUACUGCAACUCAUGCAUUGCAUUUCUUUCACCUAAUGAUGCGUUCAACUCCUACCCCUUCCUUAUCUUCUUUCAAUCACCUUCUUUCCGGACUUGCUAAGAUUAAGCAUUACUCUCAAGUUUUUUCUCUCUAUAAUCAAAUGCGUCUAUCUGGACUUUCGUCUGAUCGCUGCACUCUGAAUAUAUUGUUGAAUUGCCUUUGUAAUGUGAAUCGGCUUCGCGAAGGUUUUGCGGCCUUUGCGGGGAUUUUAAGGAGAGGUUAUAGUCCUAAUAUAGUCACAUAUAACACCUUGAUUAAGGGAUUGUGUAUGGAGCAUAGGAUUAGUGAAGCCACACGGUUAUUUCUCAGAAUGCAAAAAUUAGGUUGUACGCCAGAUGUGGUUACUUAUGGGACUUUGAUCAAGGGGCUAUGCGGAACCGGGAAUAUUAACAUUGCACUUAAGUUGCAUCAAGAAAUGCUCAAUGACAUUAGUCGAUAUGAGAUUAAUUGUAAGCCUAAUGUUAUUACCUAUAAUAUCAUCGUAGAUGGGCUUUGUAAGGUUGGACGUGAAGACGAGGCAAAACAACUUUUUGAGGAAAUGAAAACUCAGGGAAUGAUUCCCAGUAUCAUUUCGUAUAACUCCUUGAUUCAUGGAUUUUGUUGUGCUGGAAAGUGGGAGGAGUCUAAACGUUUGUUAGAUGAGAUGCUGGAUCAAGGUCUUCAACCAGAUAUGGUCACAUUUAAUGUGUUGAUUGAUACUCUUUGCAAGGAAGGAAAGGUUAUUGAGGCUAAGAAGUUGCUAGGAGUGAUGAUUGAGAGCGGUAUUGUUCCUGAUUUGGUUACUUAUAAUUCAUUGAUUGAGGGAUUUUGUAUGGUUGGUGAUCUUAACAGUGCGAGGGAAUUAUUUGUUAGCAUGCCAAGCAAGGGAUGCGAACCUGAUGUGAUUUCUUACAAUGUGCUAAUUAAUGGGUAUUCUAAAACUUUGAAGGUGGAAGAGGCAAUGAAGCUUUACAAUGAAAUGCUCCUAGUGGGAAAGAGGCCAAAUGUGAUAACAUAUGAUUCCUUGUUAAAGGGGAUUUUUUUGGCAGGAAAACUCGAAACUGCUUGGGAGCUUUUCGAAAAACUGUCCAACGAAGGGCAUGAACCAAAUGUUGUGACUUAUACCAUUAUGAUCCAUGGAUUUUGUAGAGAGGGACAAGUAGAUAAGGCAAAUGUUUUGAUUCAAAAGAUGGAAGCAAAUGGUUGUACCCCCGACAUUAUUACUUACAAUACACUUAUGCGUGGUUUCUAUGAAAGUAAUAAAUUAGAGGAGGUGGUUCAACUUCUCCAUAGGAUGGCUCAGAAGGAUGUGUCACCAGAUGCCAUCACUUGCUCCAUAGUUGUAGACAUGCUUUCCAAAGAUGAAAAAUAUCAAGAAUGUCUACACUUGCUUCCAAGGUUUCCCAUCCAAAAGGGCGUUGAUAAACACUUAUUGAUGACUCAUUAGGAGCUAUAUGAUUUGAAAAUUUCUAAUCAGCUUUCAAAAAGGAACGAUACAUCAUUUUUCAUGGACAUUCCCACUAUACUCCAAUUUUUGUCAUGGUAGAUUGCUUGGCUUUAUGGAUUCUUUCAUCGUGAUUUCUAAUUUGCAUUGUUUGAGUUUCAGGAGGAUCAUAUUCAUCAACCAACAUGGAAUAGAUAAGUAUAUUUUUUACCAAA